Messenger RNA from Fusarium odoratissimum NRRL 54006, 297 nucleotides. RefSeq lists its product as uncharacterized. Lineage: Eukaryota; Fungi; Ascomycota; Sordariomycetes; Hypocreales; Nectriaceae. The record is from RefSeq and is a predicted model, not a curated record. The annotation marks the transcript as partial. The transcript has a single exon.
UACCACCGCUUUGAGAACGCCAGCCAAGGCCGUGAUCUGGUCGUUGGCCUCCACCAAACUCCCGAGUCGUAUGAGAACGAACAACAAUUCUUCAGAAUCUUCUUUGGGUACCUGGAUGACUGCAAAGCUGCCGAUUGCAAACCCAGCUCUUUCCAGCUCUUGGUAUUUCUUCCUAGCGCCUACACGCCUCUGGCUGUUCCUCUUCCUUGGAUGUUUCUGGGCCGCGUCUGUAGUCGAACCUUGCUUACAACUGCCGCCUCCUGGGGGGAAUGGGUUUUGGGCUACAAGCGGACCUAG